This is a messenger RNA of Sclerotinia borealis F-4128, 786 nucleotides long. Lineage: Eukaryota; Fungi; Ascomycota; Leotiomycetes; Helotiales; Sclerotiniaceae. The record is from the annotation of a GenBank genome assembly.
AUGCCUCAAAAUGAGUAUAUGGAGAGAUGGCGCAAGCUACAUGGUCGCCGCCUCGACCAUGAGGAGAGAACACGAAAGAAGGCAGCAAGAGAAGGGCACAAAGCGUCCGACGAUGCCCAGAAAUUGACUGGUCUACGAGCGAAAUUGUAUCAACAGAAGAGGCGCCAUGAGAAGAUACAGAUGAAGAAGCAGAUCAAGGCUCACGAAGAACGAAACGUGAAGUCCUCUGCUCCGAACGAACCUUCAAGCACACCCUUGCCUCAAUACUUGCUGGAUCGAUCGAACCCCACCAAUGCAAAGGCACUGUCGAGCGCCAUCAAGAAUAAGAGAGCUGAGAAGGCUGCUAAGUUCAGUGUGCCGUUACCCAAAGUCAGAGGUAUUGCGGAGGAGGAGAUGUUCAAGGUAGUGAAGACCGGUAAGAAGACCGCGAAGAAGAGCUGGAAGCGUAUGAUUACAAAGCCAACUUUCGUCGGUCCUGAUUUCACAAGAAGACCUGUCAAAUAUGAGCGCUUCAUUAGACCUAUGGGUUUACGUUACAAGAAGGCAAGCGUUACUCACACAGAGCUCGGUGUAACUGUGCAAUUACCUAUCAUCAGCGUCAAGAAGAACCCACAAAACCCAAUGUACACGCAAUUGGGUGUUCUCACCCGAGGAACUAUUAUUGAGGUCAAUGUAUCUGAUUUGGGUUUGGUCACAGCUGGAGGAAAGGUUGUUUGGGGUAGAUGGGCACAGAUUACCAACAAUCCCGAAAAUGAUGGAUGCGUUAAUGCUGUUCUUCUCGUUUAA